This is a messenger RNA of Chrysochloris asiatica (Cape golden mole), 3432 nucleotides long. RefSeq names its product ATPase, H+/K+ transporting, nongastric, alpha polypeptide (gene ATP12A). NCBI's taxonomy places the organism in Eukaryota, Metazoa, Chordata, Mammalia, Afrosoricida, Chrysochloridae. Bases 1 to 3432 code for a protein of 1143 amino acids. Gene Ontology annotation, molecular function: P-type sodium:potassium-exchanging transporter activity; ATP hydrolysis activity; ATP binding. Gene Ontology annotation, cellular component: membrane. The transcript has 24 exons. The record is from RefSeq and is a predicted model, not a curated record. Gene Ontology annotation, biological process: sodium ion export across plasma membrane; proton transmembrane transport; intracellular potassium ion homeostasis.
AUGUCGACUCUCACAGGAGCCCAGGGCAAGGUUUGCGGUCGCCGGCGCAGCCCUCGCCUAGGCGCCAGGGUCGGGCUUCGCCCCAGCACCCUCCUGGGCUCCUCCCGACCGCCCUCCGCGUGCCGCGUGCCUGAAGGCUCCAGCCGCCUGGGGGCAGGGACCGCGAGGACGGGCCGGGCGGGGCCAGAGGGCGGGGUCCCAACUCAGCGCCUCGAAGUCACCCGGACGGACCCUAGCCGACCUUGCCUGGCCUGUCUGUCCGAGCAUCAUGGGAGUCGUGGGCAAGUCCAUUUGGAGCUAAUAUUGUACCUCUUGUUUCUCUUUCAGAAAAGAGAAAUUUACUCUGUGGAACUAAAUACAACUAAAGCCAUGGAGGAAACAGACAAGGGGGAGGACCAGAAACACAGGGGGCGCCUGAAGAACAAGUGUUGGAACUACAAAAAGAAUCCCCAGAAAGAGGAGACUAAGAAGGACCUUGUUCUGGAUGAUCACAAACUCAGCAGUGAGGACUUGGAAAAGAAAUAUGGAACAAACAUCAUUACGGGUCUUUCCAGUGCUAGAGCUGCUGCGCUCCUGGCUCGAGAUGGGCCCAACACUCUCAGCCCUCCCAAGAAGACCCCGGAGAUUGUCAAGUUCCUAAAGCAGAUGGUGGGGGGCUUCUCCAUCCUCCUGUGGAUUGGAGUGCUCUUGAGCUGGAUCACAUAUGGGAUUGAGUACUCCAUGCAUCCAGACACUCCCCUAGAUGAUGUGUAUUUGGGUGUUGUGCUUGCUGUGGUGGUUAUGCUAACGGGCAUGUUUGCUUAUUACCAAGAUGCAAAAAGCACCAACAUCAUUGCCAGCUUCAGUAAAAUGAUCCCUCAGAAAGCACUUGUCAUCCGAGACGCAGAGAGGAAGACAAUUCCUUCAGAGCAGCUCGUGGUGGGGGACAUAGUGGAGAUUAAAGGAGGAGAUCAGAUUCCUGCAGACAUCAGAUUGCUGUGUUCUCAGGGAUGCAAGGUGGAUAACUCUUCUCUCAGUGGAGAGUCAGAACCUCAGUCCCGGUCCUGUGACUGCACCCAUGACAAUCCCCUGGAAACAAAGAACAUUGGCUUCUAUUCUACAACCUGUCUGGAAGGCACAGCAACUGGCAUGGUCAUCAACACGGGUGACCGCACCGUCAUUGGACAAAUUGCCUCACUGGCUUCAGGAGUUGGAAAUGAGAAGACGCCCAUUGCCAUUGAGAUAGACCAUUUUGUUCAUAUUGUGGCGGGAGUGGCCGUCUCCCUUGGCAUUACUUUCUUCAUCAUCGCAGUGUCCAUGAAGUAUCCUGUCUUGGACUCCAUCAUCUUCCUCAUCGGCAUCAGUGAAGCCAAUGUGCCUGAGGGCUUCCAGGCCACUGUCACUGUAAUGCUGACGCUGACAGCAAAACGGAUGGCCAAGAGGAACUGCCUGGUGAAGAACCUGGAGGCGGUGGAGACCCUCGGCUCCACCUCCAUCAUCUGCUCUGACAAGACUGGGACUCUGACCCAGAACAGGAUGACUGUGGCCCAUCUAUGGUUUGACAAUCAGAUCUUCAUGGCCGACACAAGUGAAGACCAUUCAAAUCAAACCUUUGACCAAAGCUCUGGUACCUGGGCCUCCUUAUCCAGGAUCAUAACACUGUGCAAUCGAGCUGAGUUCAAGCCAGGACAGGAAAGUGUUCCCAUCAUGAAGAAAAUUGUGGUUGGAGAUGCCUCAGAAACUGCCCUCUUGAAAUUCUCAGAAGUCAUUUCGGGAGAUGUGAUGGAAAUCAGAAACCGCAACCGCAGAGUAGCUGAAAUCCCCUUUAACUCCAUCAACAAAUUUCAGCUCUCCAUCCAUGAGACGGAUGACCCCAAUGACAAACGCUUCCUCCUGAUGAUGAAAGGGGCCCCAGAGAGGAUCCUUGAGAAGUGCAGCAGCAUCCUGAUCAACGGCCAAGAGCAGCCCCUGGACAAGAGCACGGCCGAGGCCUUCCACACGGCCUACAUGGAGCUCGGGGGCCUGGGCGAGCGUGUUCUGGGUUUCUGUCAUCGCUAUCUGCCAGCAGAUGAGUUCCCAGAAACCUAUUCAUUUGACAUAGACACCAUGAACUUUCCCACUUCCAACCUCUGCUUUGUGGGGCUCUUGUCGAUGAUCGAUCCUCCUCGGUCCACUGUGCCUGAUGCUGUUAGCAAAUGCCGGAGUGCUGGGAUCAAGGUCAUUAUGGUGACUGGCGACCAUCCCAUCACAGCCAAAGCUAUUGCCAGGAGUGUAGGUAUCAUUUCAGCCAACAGUGAGACAGUGGAAGACAUUGCAAAACGCCUCAACAUUGCUGUGGAGCAAGUUAACAAAUGGGAUGCUAAUGCCACUGUGGUGACGGGCAUGGAGCUGAAGGACAUGAGCCCAGAAGAAUUAGAUGCGAUCUUAGCCCACUACUCAGAAAUCGUCUUUGCCCGGACGUCCCCACAGCAGAAGCUGACUAUCGUGGAGGGCUGUCAGAGACUGGGCGCCGUAGUUGCUGUGACAGGAGAUGGAGUUAACGACUCUCCAGCUCUAAAGAAGGCAGAUAUUGGAAUUGCCAUGGGCCUAGCGGGUUCUGAUGCAGCCAAAAAUGCAGCCGACAUGGUCUUACUGGACGACAACUUUGCAUCCAUAGUCACAGGAGUUGAAGAAGGUCGCCUGAUCUUUGACAACCUGAAGAAGAGUAUUGCUUACACCUUGACCAAGAACAUGGCUCUCCUUUGCCCCUAUUUGAUCUAUGUUAUUGUUGGGCUCCCCCUUCCCAUUGGUGCCAUCGCCACCUUGUUCAGUGACCUAAGCACAGACAUUAUUCCUUCCAUUGCCUUGUCCUAUGAGAAAGCUGAAAGGGAUAUAAUGAACCGGAAACCUCGCCACAAGAAGGACAGACUGGUGAACAUGGCCCUCGUCCUUAACUCUUACAUGCACAUUGGCCUCAUGGAAUCCGUGGGAGCUUUUGUUGUUUAUUUCACCGUUUAUGCACAGGAGGGGUUUAGACCCAGUACACUCAUUGGUCUCCGAGAAGAAUGGGAAAAUGACAAUGUGAAUGACUUAGAAGAUAACUAUGGACAAGAAUGGACCAGGUACCAGAGGCAGUACCUAGAAUGGACGGGCUACACAGCAUUCUUCGUUGCCAUCUUGGUCCAGCAAAUAGCUGAUCUGAUUAUGAGGAAAACCCGGAGAAACUCCAUUUUCCAGCAGGGUCUUUUCAGAAAUAAAGUCAUCUGGGUUGGGAUUACAUCGCCGAUCAUCAUUGCGUUAAUCCUGUCCUAUGGCCUUGGGAGUGUCACAGCCCUGAAUUUCACCAUGCUACGGGCUCAUUUGUGGUUUGUGGCUGUGCCAUUUGCUGUUCUGAUUUGGGUAUAUGAUGAGGUGCGAAAACUUCUCAUCAGACUCUACCCUGGAAGUUGGUGGGAUAAGAACAUGUAUUAUUAA